Messenger RNA from Oryza brachyantha (malo sina), 3093 nucleotides. Its product is annotated as proline-rich receptor-like protein kinase PERK8. Lineage: Eukaryota; Viridiplantae; Streptophyta; Magnoliopsida; Poales; Poaceae. The record is from RefSeq and is a predicted model, not a curated record. Gene Ontology annotation, biological process: protein phosphorylation. The transcript is spliced from 8 exons. Gene Ontology annotation, molecular function: ATP binding; protein kinase activity. Bases 788 to 2911 code for a protein of 707 amino acids.
CCAACCCAAAACCCAACAUGGCAGAGUGGCAGACACAGAGCAAUAGGAGUAGCACUGUACUACUACUGCUACUACCCUCUCUCUUUCUCGAGUUGGAAUCCAUCGAUCCAUUCUAGAGAGAGAGAGAGAGACUCAUCACUUGUGGGAGAGAGUAUCCACAGCGAGGUUCACGGGUUCUCAGCGGAGAAGAAAAGAGGGAAGAAGAAGAGGAGAUAAAAAUCUCUCCUUUUCUUCUUGGCUUUGCUUGUUGUUUCUGCAGUUACCUUUGUCUUGCCUUCAAUGCUACCGCUGUACUGCCGGAUCUGAGAGAGAGCUCCCGUUCCGCAGUUCUUCUUCUUCUUCUUCUUCUUCUUCCACAAUUCUUCUUCUUUUUAGUUCAGAAUUUCGCCUUCCAUUUGCUCCUUUGUUGAAUCGGUGACAAAAGGCGGUGAGAUUUUGGUUGUGUUUCUGCAAGAAAGGCUCGUUUUUUCUGGCCAUUUGUUGAUUGUUCAGGAGUCAAGAGAGAAGGUCACCUGCUCUCUUGCGGAACGCGGUGCUGUUCUUGCUGAUUUCAGUCUUCGUCCGGUGCUCGAGGUGAGGUUUCUUGGCACUUCACCUUCCCGCUGUUGCGCUGCCGAGAGGAGGAAGCAAGGAGGUGGAAAAGAAGCAAACUUUUGCUUGAUUCCUGUGCAAAUCUGCGCAGAAAGCCUGGAUUUCAUCCGAAUUCUGCUCCAUGGAAUGAUUAUUCCCUCCAUUUCCAAGAAUAAGAAAGCAUCUGAAGCUGCACUGCAGCUCUAGCUAGCCUCCAAUGGCGUCUGCAUCACCGUCUCCCUCCCCGGGCACCACCACUCCUGCCGCUGCCGCUGCCGCUCCCACCACCACCACCACCACCCCGCCUUCCACCGCGACCCCAACACCUGCGACGCAGCCCAAUGCCACUCCGGCCGACCCCUCCACCACUCCCCCGGCCGCCUCCCCUCCCCUUCCGUCCGCAGCCACGCCACCGCCACAGCCCGCUUCUCCGCCGCCCUCUCCACCACCGGUUCCGGCCGCAGUGCCGCCACCGGCCACAGUGCCGCCGCCGCCUGUAGCCAUUGCAUCCCCACCGCCAACUCCGCCAGCCACAUUGCCGCCGCCGUCGCCACCAGCUUCAGUGCCGGUGCCACCUACACCUGCUACUCCUCCAAAGCCUUCGCCUGUGCAGCAACCUCCAGUUGCUGCAUCACCACCACCUCCAUCAUCUCGGUCUGAUUUGCCUCCGCCUAACCCGCCAACUCGCUCAGACACGCCGCCAGUAACACAGCAGUCGCCUCCACCACCACAUCGGAGGACACCAAGAACGCCACAGGCUCCACCGGUGGCGCCAUCACCUUCUGGAAGUCCAUCCAAACCUUCUCCGGUUAGCCCAUCACCAAUUUCUGGUGAUCCAGCCAUCCCUACCCCCACUAGCCCCUUAUCGCCUGUGGCGACGCCAUCAGCAGCAAGCUCUGGUCCUCCUGGAACAACUCCAUCUACACCAGCCUCUGGUCCUCCAUCACCAGGUUCGGUUCCAGCCACGGCAGCAGAUCGAUCCAACAAAUCAUUGAGUCCCAACACACAGGACAGCAGCCGCUUGCCAAACGAUGGUGGAGUGAGCUCUGGUGCAAAGGCGGGCAUCGGUGUAGUCAUCGCCAUUCUUGUGCUUAGCUUGGUAGGAGCUGCAUUUUGGUACAAGAAGAAAUGGAGGAGAGCAACUGGUUACCAUGCAGGGUUUGUGAUGCCGUCACCUGCCUCGUCUCCACAAGUUUUAGGGUAUUCAGGUAAAACUAACUACAGUGCUGGCAGUCCUGAUUACAAAGAAUCAAUGUCAGAGUUCAGCAUGGGCAAUUGUCGGUUCUUCACAUAUGAGGAAUUGCAUCAGAUCACAAAUGGUUUCUCAGCUCAGAACCUGUUAGGGGAAGGUGGGUUUGGGUGUGUUUACAAGGGUAGCUUGGCUGAUGGAAGAGAGGUUGCGGUUAAGAAACUGAAAGGUGAUGGUGGGCAGGGGGAACGUGAGUUCCAUGCUGAGGUGGAGAUAAUAAGUCGUGUGCACCAUCGCCAUCUGGUUUCUCUUGUUGGGUAUUGCAUUUCAGAGGACCAGAGGUUACUUGUCUACGACUUUGUGCCCAAUGACACACUGCACCACCAUCUUCAUGGACGUGGAAUGCCGGUUUUGGAGUGGUCAGCUAGGGUUAAAAUUGCAGCUGGCUCAGCCAGAGGGAUAGCAUAUCUUCAUGAAGACUGUCAUCCCCGAAUAAUCCACCGAGAUAUUAAAUCCUCCAACAUUUUACUGGAUAAUAGCUUUGAAGCACAGGUUGCUGAUUUUGGUCUUGCAAGGCUAGCUAUGGAUGCUGUCACGCAUGUAACUACACGGGUGAUGGGAACUUUUGGUUAUCUGGCUCCGGAGUAUGCUUCGAGUGGGAAGUUGACCGAGAGAUCUGAUGUAUUCUCUUUUGGCGUUGUUCUCUUAGAGCUUAUUACUGGUAGAAAGCCUGUUGAUGCAUCAAAACCACUGGGUGAUGAGAGUCUUGUUGAGUGGGCUAGGCCAUUGCUCACACAAGCACUGGAGACUGGCGAUGUUGGGGAGCUGGUUGACACCAGGCUAGAUAAGAACUUCAAUGAAGCUGAAAUGUUCCGAAUGAUUGAAGCUGCAGCUGCUUGCAUUCGACAUUCAGCAGCUAGGAGACCUCGGAUGAGCCAGGUGGUGCGUGUACUUGAUAGCUUAGCUGACGUCGAUCUGAGCAACGGUAUUCAGCCUGGCAAGAGUGAAAUGUUCAAUGUUGCAAAUACGGCAGAGAUCAGGCUGUUUCAGAGGAUGGCAUUUGGUAGCCAAGAUUUCACAACUGAUUUCAGCCAAUCUAGCUGGGAUAGUCGUAGUAGAGAUGUUGAUGCCUCUGGUUCGAGGCCCUUGUAAUCAGUCUAAAUAGCGCUAGGGUAAUGUUGCAUUGGAUUUGUUUCAUCUGAUUUUUUCUUCUUCUUGUUUUUUUUGCCAUCUCUGUCAACUAAUGUAUAUCAUGCGUCCCGCGAAGAAGAGAAAGUGUAUAUUGCACUGAGGCAUGCCUGAUUGACAAGUUCUGACAGACAGAAAAUCACUAG